Molecule: messenger RNA, 1365 nt
Organism: Cladophialophora carrionii CBS 160.54
Lineage: Eukaryota; Fungi; Ascomycota; Eurotiomycetes; Chaetothyriales; Herpotrichiellaceae
Exons: 2
Coding region: 1-1365 (454 amino acids)
Molecular function (GO): FAD binding
Source: RefSeq, a predicted model, not a curated record
AUGGCACCUCUCAAGAUCCUGAUUGUAGGGUGCAGCAUUGCUGGGCCCACGCUCGCCAUGUUCUUGCUUCUGUCCGACCUACCGCCUUCUGCAAAACCUCACAUCACCAUCCUCGAGCGAGCAUCGUCUAUCCGUAAACAAGGCCAGAACGUUGACAUUCGUGGCGCCGGUGUAACCAUCAUCCGCAAGCUUGGCCUCGAGAACGUGAUUCGGGCCUCUACGACAGGCGAGAUCGGCGUGCAGCUAGUUGAUGCCGCCAAUCGUGUGUGGUCCUCCAGCACAGCAGAUAAGACUGGCCAGGUAUCGACACCGACUGCGGACAUUGAGAUCUUGAGGGGCACAUUGGCAGACAUCUGCCACAGAAGGAGUCGAUCCGUUAGCGAGGAAGUUCAACGCGAGCGGGGUGUCGGAAUCGAGUAUGUCUUCGGAGACUAUCUCGAUUCGUUGGAGCAGGAGGGAAGUCAGGUGAACGUGCGCUUUGCGAAGAGUGGGAACAGGCAGACUUUUGACGUGGUUGUCGGCGCAGAUGGGCUUCAAAGUGGGACACGCAGUCUUGCUUGGGGUGCCGAGGGGGAAAAGGACAGGAUAAGGCGGCUGGGUAUGUAUGCUGCGUUCUUCAGCAUCCCCAAGGGGCCCACCGAUAGUGAGUGGCGCCGCUGGUACCACGCACCUGGACGGCGAGGGAUUAUGGCCAGACCGAGUGAUCAGAAAGAUAGGACCACUGUCUUCAUGUCUGUUAUCAACGAAGAAGACGAGAGGCUAGUUCAGGUGGCAUCAAAAGGGCGGGAAGACGUGGGCGCUCAGAAGAGGCUGAUGGCGGAUUAUUUCCAGGAUGCCGGCUGGGAGAGUCCACGCAUCAUCGAGGGAAUGAUGGAGACGACCGACUUCUACUACGACAUCGUAGCGCAGGUGAAGAUGGACAAGUGGUCCAAAGGUCGGGUCGUCCUGCUUGGCGACGCUGGUUACUGCGCCUCCCCCAUCUCUGGCAUGGGCACUACACUUGCGCUCACCGGUGCAUACACCCUCGCCGGCGCUCUUCUACGCAACCCACAAGACCCUCCCGCUGCUUUCGUCGAGUACGAGGCGAGAAUGCGACCCGUCGUUGCUCGUGCUCAGAAAUUGUUCCCCGGUGCGCCUCAUAGCAUGAAUCCACAAACAGCAUGGGGAAUCUGGACUCUGCAUGCCAUCUUCUAUGCUGUUAAGCGAUCGGGCCUGGGACAUGUGCUGUUCCUCAUUGCGUGGAUCGUCAACCGGCUGCGUCUGGCAAGGCUGCUCUACCGCAUCGGAGGGCCCCCAGCGAAUACUGUGCAGGUGGAAGAGUAUGGAUUUCGUCAGCUGCCGGAGUGGGACGGAGUUGAGAGAUGA